This is a messenger RNA of Anopheles coluzzii, 505 nucleotides long. It is a transcript of the gene Svip, whose product is annotated as small VCP/p97-interacting protein. NCBI's taxonomy places the organism in Eukaryota, Metazoa, Arthropoda, Insecta, Diptera, Culicidae. Gene Ontology annotation, cellular component: endoplasmic reticulum membrane. The transcript is spliced from 3 exons. Bases 118 to 360 code for a protein of 80 amino acids. Gene Ontology annotation, biological process: negative regulation of VCP-NPL4-UFD1 AAA ATPase complex assembly; negative regulation of retrograde protein transport, ER to cytosol; positive regulation of autophagy. The record is from RefSeq and is a predicted model, not a curated record.
AUCCAGCAGUGUAGCUCUGUGUGGAAAAAGUGCCAUUAUUGUUUUGUUUACCUUUUCCGACAAAGAGACAACGAAAGCCUACAAGUGUUUCGUGAUUUUGUUGCAAAGAUUUCCGCAAUGGGAUUGUGCUCUUCGUGUUUUCGUGGAUCUACUGAGGAAUUGCUUACACCCGAUGUAGAGGUACGACGUCAGCAGCAGCGUGAAGCGGCGGAACGGCGACGAAUAGAGCAGGAAUCGCGUGGCAUCAAGGAUAUGGAUAAAGUUCGCCGCCAGCAGCAACGAGCGAUGGAGCAAGAACGCCGUGAGCAAGAGGCCAGUCGUAUGGGAGGACAACCUACCUUGAAGUGGCAACAAGAUUAAACACUUUCUGGAACGUUAAUCCUAUGAGAUUGGAAAUUGAACAAAAAGAACCAAUUUUAAAUUUUCUGCCUGUUGUUAUCCUGUGUGUGUGCGUAUCAGUACCGUGUAUUUAUGUUUUGUACUUUAAUAAACGAUAAAAAGUGAA